GGUUAUGCAGUGUUCUGUUGCAAGAUUCUCGGGCAGUGAUGUUGGGAUACUGACUACAACCGUCGGCGAAUAAACUAGGAUUUCUAGUCUGAUCCAUCGUUUGUGAACUGGGUUUUUCUUUAAACCAAUCACGUUCAUAACAAGUCAUUAUUAAGAGCUGCCAGAAGAUGUUGAGGCUUAAUUACAGGAGAUUCCAAGAAUAUGUUCAUCUUGCAUCACCUUGUUUCUCUAGAAAAAUUUCAUCCUCAAAGAGCUGCCUUAACAGGGAUUAUGGAAAAUGGGUGUGCAAAUUGCAUGACGAUGAAAAAUUGUUCAGUUAUGGACACAGAGUCGGACAAAAAUACAUAGUUGUGAAUCCCACCAUAAAUUCCCGGAAGCCCAUUACUGCUGAUAUCAUGAGACGAGCUCUGGAGCACUUGCAAAGGAAAUUGCCUAAUUUUCAACUCACAAUUAGAGAACGAGAUGGUGAACUUUGGUUUUUUAUGCCUGAUGAUGAAGCUGAGCUUGAUUUCAAGGUGCGUGAGAAGGGAACACCAGUAUUUCAGGCUAUGGAUGAGAUUUUACGACCUUUUGAUGAAGUGAAUGGUCCAAUGAACAGGUUCGAACUGAUUCCCGCUGAUGACAACGACCCCUGCUUGUUUCCUGACUUGAAGAAAAAGUAUCCUUACCAGUAUUAUUUAUUAGUUUGUCCACACCAUGCAGUUGUUGAUGGAUUUACGAAUGGAUUCUCUGUGAGUCAACUACCAGAUAUCCUUCGCACUCUCAUGGAAGGCAAAGAAUUGAAAGAUGACUCUCCAUUAGGUGAGUUCAUUUCCAAUGAAGAGUUUUUGCGUAUGUAUGAGCAAUGCACACAAGAACUUCUUCAAAAUCCCGAGGAGCUGACACGCGUGACAAAUGAGGUUUCAAGAGCAGACAAGAAGCCACUCCUUUUCGAAGCUUUUCCACCUCCAAAGGUAGAAACACUUCGUACUCGAUAUAUCACGACAGAAAUUGAUGAAAUUUCUAUCAAGAAAAUUUUGGGAAGGUGCAAGGAGAGAGGAAUCACUUUUGGAAAUGUCUUUCAAGGUAUUACAACAACUGCCUUGGUAGAGUUGGUGCAGGAAGCUGGCGUGAGGAGAGAUAGUUACGACAUCAGCGUAUUGUACAAUGCUGACCUGCGCCGUUACAUGAAGAAACAAACCAAACCGAUUUUGGGACUACACAUGAGUAGAAUGACUGCAGCAUAUUCAGUCGAUGGAAAUGUCAGGGAUCAGUUCUGGAGUAACUGCACUAAGAUUCAAUUGCAGAACCAAGAGCUCCUCAAAGACAAGGCCAUUAUCAAGCAAGAAGUUGUUCGUCAGUUAUAUUUGCCUUAUACACCACCUGAGGAUUUCUACAAAUCUAAGCCUGAGAUAACAGUUGAUUUUCAGUGUAAUAACAUUGGGAAUUUUGGAGACCUUGGCAACAAUGAAGAAGUCAUUUAUACAAAUACACCUGGUUACUCUCAAAUACACUUUUCCAAGUGUCCAUUUUAUCAUUCAAUGUUCACUUUUAAGGGAAAAGUGAUAAGCACUCUUGGUUAUGCUACAGAUUUAGUGACAGAUCAGACAGCUUUAGCUCUUGUUGAGAAAAUAAAAUGUCUUUUCAAAUACUUCAGUGAAUAGCAUGACAUGUUUGGGUAAUUCUUGGAUGUAUUGAUUCUAGAGAAGUUUUUUUUUACUGUAUGUUUUGUUUACAUGACGUAUGAUAUUAUAUACUUGAAAUUGAGGGUUAUGGAAUUUAGGCUAAGCACCGGAAAACUUGGACCACUCAGUGCUUAAAGCAAUGCAAAGAAGGAGUUGGCUUAUUUUGACAGCAAGAUAAAAAGAUCCACAACAUAAAGAAGACGAGUAUGCAGACCUAAAUGGGUAACUGGGAGAAAACUCUUAUGUAUGUUUGCUUACUUAAAGAGGAUAGGAGACUGCCAUGGUAAAUCCUUCAUUGUGGUGUUCACGCCCUAAGUAUUGCCAAGCAUUGUUAUGUAUGUACAAGUAUUGCAAUUCUGUCCUAGGUUUGGUACUGAAUCUUAUUUUAACUAUUUUAUACUACCCCACAAAAUAAGAUUUUGUUAGUUUUACCACAUGUAAUAAGAAGCGAGUUUUAUUGUUUGUUAAACUCUGAUAUUUAUGCCAUCAGCGUAUUAACUAGUGCUGACCUACACUGUUACACAAUGAGACAAGCCAAACCUGUUCUAGGGCUAAAUAUAAGGAAAAUGACUGCAGCAUAUUCUGUUGAUGGAGAUGUUAGGGAUAAAUUCUGGAGUAAUUGUACUAAGAUUCAAUAGUUGCAUCAAGAGCUCCUGAAAAACAAGUCCAUAAUCGAACAAGAAGUUGUUCAUCAAUUACAUUUUCCAAUCAGUCAACCUGAGUACUUCUACAAAUCUAAACCUGAAUUAAUAGCUGAUUUUCAGUAUAAUAACAUUGAGAAUUUGAGAGACCUUGGCAGCAAUGAACAAGUCAUUUUUACAAAUGCUGGAAAUUACUUCCAAAUUUAUCUUUCCAAGUUUCCAUUCUAUCUUCAGCUCCUCAAUUUGAAGGGCAUGUUGGGGUGGUUCUUGGAUAUGAACUGGAAAUUGAGGGUUAUGGAAGUUAGGCUGUGAAGCGAAGUAGUGGAACACUUGGACCACUAAGUGCUUAUGGCAGAGUAAAAAAGGAGUUGGAGUAUUUGGACAGCAACAUAUAAAGGUCCACAACAUAAAGAUGACGUACGAAGACCCAAAUGUGGUACUGGGAGAAAACUGUUAUAUGUGUUUGCUUAGUUAUAAGUUAAGGGCAGGAUACUGUCAUUCACGUGUCAGCUCAAGAUAUUCUUUAACUAGUUUUACGUAUCGGGGCCUCGUAUAAACCGAAUACGUAAGCGGAAAAUAUUAUAUGGAAAUGCAAGGUCA
Molecule: messenger RNA, 2905 nt
Organism: Macrobrachium nipponense
Lineage: Eukaryota; Metazoa; Arthropoda; Malacostraca; Decapoda; Palaemonidae
Exons: 5
Coding region: 168-1643 (491 amino acids)
Source: RefSeq, a predicted model, not a curated record